AUGUGUGUAGCAUUUACUGGAUUUAUUGGAUCUCUCAGAGAAAACCAGUGCCUUUUGAAAUUCUAUUAUAUAUCGCUAGCCAUUCUGUUUGUCUGUGAAACAAUCAUCGGAGUAUUUUUCUUCAUUUAUCGAGAGUCGGCUAUGAGCAGGAUUGAAGAAGUUAUUAAAAAGACGUUUAUUUCACAAUACAGAGAAGUAGGCUUUGAAGAUUCUACUAAGUUCGUGGAUUUCAUUCAAGUUGAGUUGCAGUGCUGUGGAGCGAAGAGCUAUAAUGAUUGGACCGAAAAUCGAUAUUUUUCUUGUAAUUCAACGAACUACAGCUCGAAAGCUUGUGGAGUACCUUAUUCUUGUUGCAAACGCAUGAAUAAUAUUAAUCUUCUUGCAAUUCUAUUAGCGAAGGGACUUUACACUCAAAUCGGUGACCAGUUGCGUCUUCUUCACCAUGAAGGUCUCCUUCGCUGA
This is a messenger RNA of Rodentolepis nana, 462 nucleotides long. The record is from the annotation of a GenBank genome assembly. NCBI's taxonomy places the organism in Eukaryota, Metazoa, Platyhelminthes, Cestoda, Cyclophyllidea, Hymenolepididae.